AUGAUGAACGCUCGGUAUCUCUUCAUGAGCACCUUCGCGGUAUUUAGGAGGUACAUACAGGCAUGGACAUAUCUUUUCUCCGGCCCUGAGAAGAUCCACACAAAAUAUAACCAGGCCAAGGACAAACCAUUCGAGAUUGUUGCUCCAGACACCCGGUAUUUGUUCGUGUCAUCUCCCAAGCAUAUCAAGGAGAUAGAAAAGGCGCCAGAGAACGUCCUCUCCCUCUACGUCGCCUCAAGCCAUAUGCUACAAGCUCAAUACACUAUGCACGGAUUCAACUGGGUCGAUGGCAAAGGGGCAGCUGAAUUCGGACUUGCACGAGCUUUGCGUACUGUUUUGACACGCAACAUUCCCCAACUUCUUCCGGAUCUCACAAGGGUAGUUCAACAACGAUUUGCUGAUCUCCGGAUGGAGCAUUCAUUAGUCAAUGGUGUGCGGCAAUCCCCAGUAUACGAGAUGAUUCUCGAGCUUGUGGUCGUAUCCAACGCAUUGUCAUUUUUUGGUCCCGAGCUAGCGAAAAACCGUUCAUUUCUCAAGGCGGCCGUGGUCUACGUUGAGGAGACUAUGGUGGGUGCCGAGGUGAUCCGAUUGAUGCCGAGGUUUCUCGCUCCUCUGGUUGGUCGUAUAAUUUCCAGUCGAUUUCGUGCUCAGGAGACGGUGUAUAACGUCCUACUCCGUGUCGUCGAAGAGCGAUGUCGCCAGAGAGACAUGGGCAAGCUAGGCCAUGAGAUUGAGAACCAUGCCGAUUGUAUCCAGUGGAUGCUUGAGAACUCGCCACAUGAGAAGUCAUACUCACCCACCCGUAUCGUCCACGAAUUGAUCGCGAUCUGGUUUGGUUCUGUACAUGGACUGGCAAUGACACUCACAUUUGCCAUUCAUGACCUUUGUCUACAUCCGGAAUAUGUUGACCCUCUCCGAAGUGAGAUCGAAAGCCAAUUUGAUGGUUUCCAGAAUACCGGAAAGGGUCUUCCUCUAUUAGAAAGCUUCAUCAAAGAAUCUGCCCGUCUCACCCCAGUUGAAUCUUUGAGCACCCGCCGCCAAGCCGUCCAAAGUUUUACGUUCUCCGACGGGACCAAAUUAGCGGCUGGAGAUUGGACGUGUACCCCUGUUGGCGCGAUGAUGCUAGAUCCAGGCAGCUACCCAGAGCCUUCGCAAUUUAGCGGGUUUCGAUUCGCGGAUCCCGGCUUGCUCCAGGGAUCUCACACGCUUCAACCGCGACCGUCCAAGUUGACCGACGUGAGCGAGACGUGGCAGAUGUGGGGGACAGGACGCAUGGCUUGUCCCGGUCGAUUUUAUGCCGCCGCAGUGAUGAAGGUGGUUCUCUCACAGAUCAUCCUAGGAUAUAACUGUAGUCUGGUAGAUCCCGCAGCUCCUCGAUUUCAUAUCUGGCGUUCCAACAUGGUGCCUCGAAAGGCGACCAAGGUGGUUUUCGAACCCCGAGAGAAGGGAGUGAAAGCAAUGGACAUCUCCCCAAUAUCUAAAAAACUUUCCCCAACCCCCACAGCAUUCCCAAAUUGCUGUCUCUCCAUCUCCACUACCCUACUAUCCCACCUCGCCUCUCUUCUCCCCCAAGUCCCCUCCUUCACUAUAUCAAUCGGUAGUGGAUCCGGCCUCCUCGAAGCUCUCCUCUCCCACCGACACCCAAAUGUCUCAGUCGAGGGCGUCGAGGUCAACUCCACUGUGAACCGCUACAUCCCCGAACAAAAUAUGAACACCGUCCACGGGACCUGGGACCUUCAUCCCCGUGUCAAAGAUGCCGCAGCGUGGAUGUUUGUGUAUCCACGCGAGCCGAAACUCGUAUCUAAGUAUCUUGAUGGAUUUACGGGGGGUGAAGUCAAGGUGAUACUUUGGCUGGGUCCGAGAGCUGAUUGGGCGGAUUAUGAACCGUGUUUUCGGGACUCAGAGGUGUUUGCGGAUGUUCAGGUGCAGGAGGAUGUUGGAUUAGCGGAGUUUGAGAUGUUGGUUCUGCCUCUUCUCCUCUGUCAUCUUGCUAAACUCCUCGACCUCUUUAUCCUUGACCGAGAGGAACCACUUCACCAAAUCCUCGCCAACCUAGCCUGUCAGAGCCUCGUCCUUCUUCAGACAAUUCAGUGCGUCUUCGAGAAGUUCCCACCCUGGGCGCAUAAGUACGUCGAUAUGCUGUGGAAUGUCGAUUUCUAUGACGAUCUCGCAAAGUACGUACCGGGCUACACGACAAGCGACAGGCGGACUACCUUCAAAGCGAAAAUCAACCUUCCCAAGGGUGCCGAGAGACCCAUUGCCGUGCUUGCAAUAAACCGGCAAGAGGGGAACUCGGUGCCGGAGUUGCCGUUCCCGCAUCUGAAGUGGCUGGAUGAGAAGGUGCAGAUUGCGUUGCAGAGCGUGAUGAAGCCGAUGACGUGGAAGCUGGUGACUGCAAUGUUCAUCUAUACCGGCGGUACGUGCACUUAUUCUCGGAGAAAUGAGCUACGCUGUGUUGUCAAGUCCAGUAAGCGAAAGAAUCUUAAAGGGAAAACGCAGCCUAAGCAGGUAAUGAACAUUGCUCCCUAUCAAUAUCAGUUUCCGGUUGUUGAGACUCAGAUUCAAUCAGUUAUAUCAGUCGCGCCUUCUGUGAGCCCGGAACUUCCGGUCUGGCAUCCCCUGCAUUCUGGAGCGCUGGAACUGCGGAGGCUGCUCGACGACCUUGAUCUGCCGUACUCGAUCCAUGAAUCCCCACUGUUGGCCACCCAAUAUCCAGAUAAAGCACCUGUGCCUCCACAAGUUGAUGGAAACUCGUCGCACGCAUCAGCCGCACAUUCCAGCUGCAGUCAGCCCGACAUCUUGACAAAUUGGCAAAGUCUCCCUCCCUCGCCCCGCGAGCCGACCUCUACGCCCCUCGGCUUCGCAAUACUUCAGCACAGAGACUCUUGUAUAGUUUCCGAUGGUGAAGAGCACUAG
Molecule: messenger RNA, 2916 nt
Organism: Aspergillus affinis
Lineage: Eukaryota; Fungi; Ascomycota; Eurotiomycetes; Eurotiales; Aspergillaceae
Product: putative cytochrome P450
Exons: 17
Coding region: 1-2916 (971 amino acids)
Molecular function (GO): iron ion binding; monooxygenase activity; heme binding
Source: RefSeq, a predicted model, not a curated record